GGAUUCCGUUGGAACAGUCUACGCUGGCAACUCUGACACAGGCAAGCAUUAUUCAGGGACGGGAGCUCCCUCACUCUAAUUGAGAAGACUACCUCUCUGUGCAGUUAUUUAGCAAGAAAACUACAAUUAGAAUAACAGUAUAACCAGUGGUGUGUUGUUGGUGGUGAUAUGGUGGAUGUGGGCCGGAAAGCGGUGGGAGGAAGGGAAAAGAGGACUGCGGCUGUGCGGGAGUGAGACAAUUUCCCGCUCCCUGCCAGCAUCCCACAGAUCGGUAGUACGCGCGCGUUGGCGGUGGUGGGUAGUUCGUGACGCCUCUUCUUCGCUGCUUGUCCAUUGCCCUGUCCAGCUUUGUCAUGUGCAAAAAUGUGGGGCAGCGGUGACCCCUCGGCCGCAUUCCCACUGGGCAUCCUGCUCCUCCUGCUGGCGGUGCUAGACGGGCUAGCGCAAGGCAAGGAGGACUAUGGACGGAACGAGGACGGGGCCUCUGGGGCGGCGGCGGGCACGGCGUGGACCACCAGCCAGGAGGUGGUGAAGAGAAUCCUACCCGAUGACGUCCAGUGCCAGUGUAAUGAGGGAGUGCUGGCCUGCAGGGAUGAAGAAGGGGAGUGUGCAUGUGUAGCCAAUGAACUGCUGUGUGAUGGUCGCCUUGACUGUCUGGAGGGUGAAGAUGAAGCCCACUGCCUGAGGGAGCCCUGUACAGGUCACCUCUGCUCCAAGACCAGCAAGUGUGUGGACAGCUCCGUGGUGUGUGACGGCAUUGAUGACUGUGGAGAUAAGAGUGAUGAAUGGUUUUGCAAGCUCCCGCAAAUCAAUGCUAACUGCACCAAACCGGACCAGUUUACUUGUGCUGAUGGGAAGUACUGCAUCUCUGUGGUGUGGUUGUGUGACGGGGAUGCUGACUGCCAGGAUAAGUCUGAUGAGGCUGAUUGCUCCAGCACCUGCCAGCCUCAGGAGCACAGUUGUGGUGACGGCCGCUGCAUCUCAAAAAACUGGGUGUGUGAUGGGGACCCAGACUGCUUUGAUGAGUCUGAUGAGCAGGACUGCAGCAAGUUAUCAGAAACCACCUGUGCGUCGGACCAGGUGUUGUGCACGGUGGACGGACGCUGCAUUAUGCAACACUAUGCUUGUGAUGGAGAAAAUGACUGUGGUGAUUGGUCAGAUGAACAGAACUGUGACAAUGAAACCUGCCCUGGUGAUGACUUCAGGUGUGAGUCUGGGAAGUGUAUUGAGAGAAAGUGGGUUUGUGAUGGUGCACUGGAUUGUACACCUGAUGGGGAGGAUGAGAUAAACUGCUCUCUACCCAUCCCAGUGGCAGGGACUCAACAGCCAAGUGAGUGCCACCCAGAGGAGUCUCAUGCCUGUCCCAACCGCUGCAUUGCCAAGGAGUGGAAGUGUGAUGGCACAAAAGACUGCAGUGAUGGCUCGGAUGAGAUGGGGUGUGAGUUUACCUGCCCACCUGAGCACUACACCUGCUCCCACACGGCCUGCAUCCCCCUCCACCGCCUCUGUGAUGGCCACCAUGACUGUCUCUUUGGUGAUGAUGAGGUUGGCUGCCCCACAGAGGAGUGCACCACCCUUCAGUGCAGCAGCAACAUCUGCAACCCAGCAAAGAACACCUGCCUCUGCCCACGAGGCCACUCCCUCGCUGCAGACAACACCACGUGCGUGGACGUCGAUGAGUGCUCUUUAUUCCGGCCGUGCUCCCAGACCUGCGAAAACGUGGUUGGGGGAUUCAACUGUUCCUGCAUCCCUGACUACUAUGAGUUGCGGCCCGACCACCUCACCUGCAAAGCCGCCUCACCUCCGCCAGCCUACCUCAUCUUCUCCAGCCGAGUUGAGAUCAGGCUGAUAAGCCUGGACCGUCGAAACUACUCAAGCAUUGUUGAGGGUCUUCAGAAUGCCAUCUCCAUUGACUUCCACUAUGAGCAUCGCAUCAUAUACUGGUCUGAUGUCACCCUGGAUGUCAUCAUGAGAGUUUUCAUGAAUGGCACUGGAGAAAUGGCCAUUGUGCGGGGGGGUCUCCGGAUGCCCAGUGGAGUUGGCGUGGACUGGGUGAACGAUCAUGUGUACUGGCUGGACGGGAUCACUAUGCGGAUCGAGGUCGCUAAUCUAGACGGGUCAUGCAGGCGGCCACUUAUCUGGAGCAACCUGGAGAAGCCACGUGGUCUGCUGGUGCACCCACACAAGAACCUUCUCAUUUGGACAGACUGGGGCUCCAACCCUCGAAUUGAGCGUGCCUACCUGGAUGGCUCAGGGCGGCAGGUAGUGAUUGAGGAGGGUCUGCAUUGGCCCAACGGCAUCACACUUGACUACCCCACUGAGACACUGUACUGGGUGGACGCCAAGGAACAUGUCAUAGAGGCAGCUCACAUUGACGGUACCAACAGGAGGACAAUCCUGGAAGGGCUACGUCACCCCUUCGCCAUCACUGUGUUUGAGGAUACACUCUACUGGACUGACUGGCUCACUCGUUCCAUUGAAAAGGCCGACAAGAGGAAUGGUCAGAGUCAAACCACCCUCCAAGGCAGACUCUCAUUGCCUAUGGAUAUUCGCAGCUUACACCCAACUCGCCAGCCCCGCAUCUUGAAUUCUGAGAGGCGUGGGUGUAGCCUCAGGAAUGGGGCCUGCUCCCAUCUCUGCCUCUCCAGCAAGGACUCUUAUGCCUGUUACUGUCCCCAUGGCCUCAUCCUUGGACCAGAUCGCAGGACAUGCAGUGAGAGACCAGACCACACCCUCAUCUUUGCCCAGCGGAAGAGCCUGAGGAUGAUCUCACUUGAGGACAUCCUUGAAAACAACACUGCCUUCACCAUUGCCUCCGCUUCAUCCACUGCCAACACCUCCGACACAGCACAAGUGAGGAUAGAUACAGUGCUGCCCGUGAAUAAUGUCCAGGCUCCUGUGGCUCUUGAUCCCUACACAAAGGAGGACCUCAUCUUCUGGACAGACAUCAAGGCUAAGACCAUCAGCCGUGCACAUCUCAAUGGCUCACGUCACAUCACUGUUGUUGGGAGUGGCUUAGAGAUGCCAGCGGGUGUGGCAGUAGACUGGGUGGGCCACAAGCUGUACUGGACAGAUGCUGGCACCAAUCGUGUGGAGGUGGCUAAUCUGGACGGUUCCAUGCGCUGCCUCCUGGUGUGGCGCGGCCUGGACAAGCCUCGAGAUAUUGUGGUGGAUCCUCAGGAUGGCUACAUGUUCUGGACUGACUGGGGGAAGCAAGCCAAGAUCGAGCAGGCGGGGAUGGAUGGCGAGAACCCGAGGGUGCUGGUCAGUACAAAUUUGAAGUGGCCCAACGGACUAGCCAUCGACCACAGCCGGAGACUUCUGUACUGGCUGGACGCUUCUACCAAGUCUAUUGAGAUGGCCAAGCUGGAUGGGACUCAGAGGAGGGCACUGAUCUCGGGGGAACUGGACCAUCCCUUUGGCCUUGCCCUAUGGAGGAACCUGGUCUUCUGGACAGACUGGGACACCAAGAGUAUGUACAUGGCUGACAAGGAGACUGGAGCUAACAGGCAGACCAUUGUCCAAGGUCUCAAGGAUAUGAUGGAGGUGAAAGUGUUUGAACGAUCCAAUACAACAAAUUCCUCUGUAUGUGACAUUAAGAAUGGUGGCUGCUCUCAUCUGUGUCUGCUCAGCCCCAGUGCUUUGGGUCGCAAGUGUGCCUGUCCCACUGGUGUCAAACUGAAGCCUGAUCGCCUUACUUGCUAUGAUGGACCGGAGAAGGCGUUGGUGUUUGCCCGUCGGCAGGAUGUGCGGCUGGUUUCCCUGGACACCCCUUACCGAGUGGACGUCAUUCUGCCACUUCAGGGACUCCAGCAUGCCGUGGCCUUGGACAUUGACGUUGUGACAGGGGACAUCUUCCUGCCAGACAGUGCUGCUGCCAUCAUCUUCAGGGUGUCUCAUAAGGGCCAAGUGGCAACCCCCGUGGUGACCUCAGCCAUCAAGACUGUAGAGGGCAUUGCUGUGGAUGCCACCGGCAGGAAGAUGUACUGGACUGACCUAGUCAUGCAGUCUGUGGAGGUGAGUGAGCUGGAUGGGACACACAGGCGGGUGUUAUUCACUGGGCUGAACCGUCCCCGAGCCAUCACCACCCACUACCCCUCAGGCCGCCUCUUCUGGACUGACUGGGACGAGCAGUACCCAAGGAUUGAGACUGCAGACAUGGAUGGAAACAACAGGAUGGUGCUAGUAGACACAGACGUGGCUUGGCCCAAUGGACUCACUGUGGACUGGCAGGACUUGGAACUGUACUGGACGGAUGCCAAGGCCAACGUCAUUGAGGCUAUAGGAUUAGAUGGACUCAACAGACGCCGGGUGAUAACAGGUCUGCCUCAUCCCUACGGUGUGAGCACUCAGGGGCGCUGGCUCUACUGGACAGACUGGGAGACCAAAUCCCUGAACCGAACUCUCAAGAGAAGUGGCCGUUCACCCUCCACCAUCAGGGAGGGACUGGCAGGGAUUAUGGACGUCAAGGCUUUACCCGGCCCUGAUGUGGUGAGUAAUGCAUGUGGAACGAACAAUGGGGGCUGCUCUCACCUGUGUCUCCGCCAGCCCAAUGGAUUCACCUGCGCCUGCCCCACUGGUCUCAAGACAGUGGAGGGUAAUCCUUCUCGCUGUGAGAAUGAACCACAGGACUAUCUGAUCUAUGGCGCCAAGGGAACACUGGGACGCAUCUCUCUUGAUGUUGAGCCACUGUGGGAGUUCCCGCUUCCCAUCCCAGCCACCUCACACCCCAUCUCUGUUGAUGUGCAUUAUGAGAAGCGGCUUCUUUUCUAUGCUGAGGCUGAUCUGCAAGUCAUAAGGGUUGUGUCUCUGAGGAACUUGUCAUACCCUUGGUCAGUCCUCUCCCCGGGCUACACGACACCCGAUAACCUGGCUGUGGAUUGGGUGGCCGACAACAUCUACUGGACAGACUCAUUGAGGAGAGUUGUGGAAGUAGCGAGGCUGGACGGAUCUUCGGCGAAAGUGAUCAUUAACAACAGUCUGGAUUCACCGCGUGCUGUGGCUGUGUUUCCUAGUGAAGGCUUGCUCUUCUGGACGGACUGGGGCAAGCCUUCCAAGAUAGAGCGUUCGUAUCUCGAUGGAUCAGCUCGGAAGACCAUUGUGGACAGGAAUGUUGGCUGGCCAAAUGGACUUGCCAUUGACUACGAGGCAAAGAAGAUAUACUGGAAUGAUGCCAAGGGGGACACCAUUGACUGUUCAGACCUUGAUGGCGGCAAUGUUGUGACUCUCAUUCAGGAAGUCCCUCACCCCUUCGGCCUAACGCUGCUUGGUCAGCACAUCUACUGGACUGACUGGAAGAAGGCAACAAUUGAGAGAGCAGAAAAGACAACAGGCCAUAACAGAAGGGUGGUGAGAAGUACCAUUGAGGGAGUGAUGGAGGUGAAGGCUGUCACCGCUUCAUCACAGCUUGGAUGGAACCUUUGUGCUGAUCGGAAUGGUGGCUGCACGCACCUCUGCUUCUUCCUGCCCACUGGCCUCCGCUGCGCCUGCCCUGACAUUCUGGAUGAGCGGGCCUGUUCAGGCCGUCCAAUGAUUAAGGUGAUUGACACAGUCUUGCCAACUAAUGUGAUCGACCGGCCUGACAAUCCAUGGGACAAGACCAACACGCCGGGAUUGGUGCCACUGCUGGGGGUGCUGGCGCUGGUGCUGGUGGUGUCUGCGCUAGCCAUGAUGGCAGUGGUGGCAUGGUGGAAGUUCAAACGCCAGACUAAGAUGGUGAAUGAGCCAGAUGGUGGUGCCCUCACCUACACCAACCCCACCUACAGCGCCUCAAACUCAGAUGUCAACACAGACCGCAAACCAUUCACCUGGCGGCGCCUCCACAGUGAAAAUGUGCACCAGGUGCGCAUGUUUGAGGAGAAAGGGGAAGUGGCUGCCUUGAUCAGCGAGGGGAGCAGCGUGGAGCACGAGUCGCCCCCACCCACGCCGCCCACACGCCCUGACGCUGCCACAUAAUGCCCCCACCACAUCCCCACAGCCUCCACCCAGCUGUCCACGUGGGAGCCAAUCACCUCCACCGCCUCAAAAGUGGGUCACCUUGAAGACUGACAGAUUAAUCACACUAAUGCGCUCCACCGCCCCGAGUCCCGCCACUCUCCGACACAAGUGGCCCUCAGGAUUCCCUCUCAAGCCUCCCACACCUCACAUCCCAUGCCUCUCUCUUCCUGUUCCUCUAUCCACCCAAUCCCUAUCCCUACCCAUCCCUCACCACACAGCAGUCAGCACUAUACAGCAGCCACACCACUCACCUCCCCCACAUGUCCAUCAAUGCUACACUACCAUCACCUCCAUUCAUGCACUCCCUCCUCUCCUGCAUGUUGUCUACACACGCAAACACACACACACACACACACACACACACACACACACACACACACACACACACACACACACACACACACACACACACACACAGCUCAGGACCCCCACAGGCUACAGGUAGCCCAGCACCCCUGCGUCCUGCUCCUCACCCUAGCCUUGGUAUGAACCACACGUAGAUGUCCCCUGUGUCUCAGGCUACAGGUAGCCGCUCCCUGCACCACUAGCUGCCCCCUCACACCACCACUCACAGGCUACAGGUAGCCACCCUUGUAUCACCUCACAACCGCUGCAUGUAGGCUACAGGUAGCCCCUGCACCCUCAGGUAAGGCCCAUCCCCCACACCACACCACCACGUCUGUGCCCCUGCCAGGGUGUUACCCCCACACCUCAUCCCCACUGCCCCCCCCCUCCCUUUUUCUCCUGUCCCUCCCCCUGAGGACUAAAAGUACGCCCCUAGCGAGCUGUGUCCCCGAGACGGUGGCCGAUUGUCGGGAAGCAACACCCCACUUAUAACACAGAGAGAAUCCCAUCCUAGGGAUGACUCGCCGCCGCCGCCGCCGUCACCACCACCACCACCACCACCAUCAGGCUGCACGAGCUGCCUGGAAGUCUCAUUUGUGUUGCAUUUUAAGUUAUUUUCGUGACACGUUUUGGCAGCUGGUGUCUGGGAUGCGCGGCGCCAUAUCACCCGUCAUGACGGCAUGUCACUCUUGCUAUCGCAGUAUUCUCAUGAGGAAAAAAAUUGUGCCAUGUCCGCAAUGGUGCCGGGACGCCACACCACGUGGUGUGAUGGCUCUCUUAGCGGCGCCGCGUGCUUGGCGGUGCGCGGCGAGGUGUUGCCAAGAUGCUGCAAACCGUGCCAGGCUGUCAGGAAUGAGCGCCGCCUUGUCUCCGCGGCGGGCGAGGCGGCAGCUGGAAAACAGGACCGAGUAGUGGUGGCAUCCCUCCUAAAUAAACCACGCCUACAAAUAAGCCGCUGAGGGGAACAUAAAACAGGGAAAGGAGCCAUUCCCUUCACACUGACUGUAGCUUCUCUUUUUCUACUACUGUUACUACUACAACUCACCCCGUGACAGAAGAGAAGCGUGGAAAGCGGUAUGGGUCUGGCAUAGCUUUUCAUAAUGUUCUCUGGGGGUGCCACGAGCCGCCAGAUGGUGGUGGUGGUGGUGGUGAGAGUGAAGGCCUGCUGGCCCUCAGCUGUGCCGGGUGCCACGGUGUGCGCUCCUCUCCGUCAUGUCCUUUUGUCUACUAUUCGCCAUUGUUGCUGUUUAUUAUUAUUAUUAUUAUUAUUAUUAUUAUUAUUAUUAUUAUUAUUAUUACUAUUACUAUUAUUAUUAUUAUUGUUGUUGUUGUUGUUAUUGAAGAUUAUAGUGUGAGUGUUUGCUUAUUAGUUUGUGUUGAAUGGUUUCCCAAACAUCCUUUCCAUGUGAAGCAUUUCGUAACUCAGCUACGCUCAAGUUUCAGUAGAGAAAAUAUUGUUCUCGUUCCAGCACUUUUGUUCAAGAGUAUCAUGAUUUUUUUUUUUUUUCAUUGUUAUUGGUUGAUCGAUAUUUUUUUUAUUUAUUUGUUGAUUUAUUAUGUAUUUACUUUCACCACGAGAAGACUGUGAAAACUAGAGAGAAUAUCAUAACAAAGUCAUGACGAUGCUCACGAAAAAUUGCCAAACAAAAAAAUAAUAAUUGUAAUAUUGUGUUGGAUAAAUGAUGACGGAACUGAGAGAGAGAGAGAGAGAGAGAGAGAGAGAGAGAGAGAGAGAGAGAGAGAGAGAGUUACUGUUCAGUGAAGAUAAAAUGACAGGAAGUGAGUUGGCAGGAGGAGGGGAAAAGAGACGAGAGGAAGGAAAUAGCAAGGGAAGGGAAAGGAAGGAGGGAGGGAGGGAGGGACGGGAGAACGGGAAAGAAGUACUCAACUCACUACUACUUCACCACAAACACUAAAAUGAUUGGUGUUUUGAUGUUACUGUUACUAAAAAAAAAAAAAAUAACAAAAUAGCGAAAAAAAGAGAGAGAGAUAUAUAUGUACAUGUAAAUUUAAACCCUUGAUCCCUGUGUAGCUUAUAAGGGAGUUUUUUGACUGGAUGACAAAUAUAUAUUGUAUUUUGAUAAAGCGUUUCUUGAAUUAGAUUAACUAUUAUAGGGAUACUGAUAAGGCAGCUAAGUAUGUCCCCGUGUGUGUGUGUGUGUGUGUGUGUGUGUGUGUGUGUGUGUGUGUGUGUGUGUGUGUGUGUGUGUGUGUGUGGCCAACGGUUCGCAGUCUUCGUUUACUAGGCCAUAACUUACUUUCGUGUCACGCUAGUUAAUUUGCUGAAAGUUUAACACCAAGCUUUGAUAACUUUCCCAGCCCUGAACUUGCCCUCACAGCAGCAGACACCGUGGUGCAGCGCUGUGGCAAAGACUAGCGCUACUCAAUCUGUAUCAUAAGCGAACAUUGAUCUGAAGGUACUUUUUUGCAAGACUGUCGAUGAACCCUCCUUUGUUCUACUUCCAGAUACAAGAAGCUUACCAAUUAAUCAAAUCAGGAACUUUAUUAUGACAAUGGCGUCUUAUUCCUACUUUCAACAGUCCUAAGUGGAAGUUGAUGCUUUUAAGAGUGUUUUAAUCCCAUAGUUUUGCCUUUUUUUUAUCAUCAUUUGAAUUAACACUUCAGAACUCAAUUAGUGAUCUCUGUGUCCUUUGAAAAUAGAGUUGACGAGAGGCUAAAACGUUAAUACCCUUGGAUUUUGUUCUUUAAGGCAAAAUAUUCCGGUCUUCAAAACUACGGAGGCUGAAGAAGUGACCAUGACAGUCAUUCUUGCUCUCACACAUCCCAGCCUUUUAUCUCGCUCACAGCCAUAUUGCAAAACACUUCUGCGCCGCUCUCACUGUAUUUUGAAAGGCUCUAAAUGAAGUACCAUGGGUGUUUACGGAUGUUUUUACGAUUUAAAUGACAUAUUAAAAGGCUUUCUACAUUAUUUACAAGAAAAAAAUCAAUCAUGAGAUCCCGGAUAAUGAUUUUUGUGGCCUUUGAAAAUAGUGGUAAGUCAACAAAGCGUUUUUGAAUACACGCUUUACUUUCAAAAGGCUUUAGCGGAAAUUGAGGUUUGGAAGAGUGUUUUCGAUUCCAUUUAUAGAGUAACGGAUUGUACGCUGUCAGUGGGAGAGAACACCAUGAAAAUAUAGAAAAAUAAAUAAAAACCGAUAGUGAUUUCUCUAGCUUUUACAGAGAAAAUUAAAACGUAUAAGAAUAAACGGUCUAAUAACAAAACCAUGCAUACAAUAAUCAUGAAGCAGAAUUGGCGCCGCUUUCGUACCUAGCAGUGAAGGUGUCGUACUGUACAUGCAUACCUUACUUAUAAUUCUGUCUUUAGAGAGAGAGAGAGAGAGAGAGAGAGAGAGAGAGAGAGAGAGAGAGAGAGAGAGAGAGAGUGUAGCAUCAUUAAAAAGGACAGGGAUUCAUACUCGUACGUAUCAUUCCAAUCCGAUCCUUUGUGGGCGUGAAAUGCAAAUUGCUCAACCAAACACUUCAGCGCCAGUAUUCAUUGAGUCUAUAAGCGGGGACGACAAUAGACGUAAUAAGACGGGACUCGACACGCUCUUGUUACGCUAAACCUUAAAAAAGGAGAAUCAGAUACGUUUUGAAAUAGUGUUUUAUGAAAGGCGUGGAGUGUUUUGAGUCUAUAAACGGUGGAAAGAUGAUAAACGUAACAAGAUAUGGCUCGAAGCGUGAAAAGAGGAAUUACACAUACUAUAGAAUACGUCUUUUGUGAAAGCCAUGCAGUGUUUUGAAUGUUGAGGCGGUGAAAACAUGAUAAACGUAAAAAAAAAAAAAAACAAAACAAGACUACAUGCUUGUUUUUGGAAGUGAUGCAAUGUUUUGAUUCUUUGGGAGAUUAAAAGACAGUAAAUAUAACAAAACAAGACAAGAAUACGUGUUUUGUGAAGGUAGUGGAAAGUUAUACUGGAGAAAGGGAUGGAGGUGAAGAAUAGGUUAGUUUGCCAUAGGACUUAGGUAGCUACGCAAUAGAAAACGGGUAAAUGAAUAGAAAAGAAAACGGGUUGUGCUUUUAUGUUUUCCUGAAAGGGGGUUUGUGGACUAAGGGGAGAGGGUGUUAGUGGGUCGACGCGGUCAUGAAGAAAGGAAAAACUUGAGAGAGAGAGAGAGAGAGAGAGAGAGAGAGAACUGAAUAUGAAAGACACUCAAUAACGCAAAUAAUUAAUCUCAGUCUUAGAUAAUUAAUCCUGAGAACGUAAAAAGAAGCGAACGUAAGAAUAUUCACGUAUUUUCUUUUCUCUUAACUGUAGUAAUGAAUAAACAAGGAUUUUAGACUUAAUAGGAGAAAAAAAUGACACUUAAAACUACGAGUAUUAACCCCUUCAGUACUGGGAUGCAUUUUUACCUUGAGUUUUAGGUAUGAUAAGACAAUUUUACCUACAUUAGGAAGGAUCUAUGGAGGUCAGAAGAUCAAUUACUCGAGUCUUCACUAUUUCAAUCCCCACUAAGUUUUUGAAGUAUAAAAUCAAAUAAUAAGCAGAAUUAAUAUGAAAACGCGUCAUGGUACUGAAGAGGUUAAUCGGUCUAGGAAACAUAACCUUGAGAACGUGAAGAAAACGAGGCUAAGAGUUUUUCCGUGACGCGUUGCUUGGGUGUUGAUGUGAUGGCGUGUUGGCGUGUUGGUGAUGACGUGCGGCUCAGCUCACGGCGGAGGAUGCAAUUGUUCCCUCACGUGGCGGAGGCGGCUGCGCAAUUAAGACGCUUAUUACUCCUAAAUAUAAGGAAACGUUGUAAUUAUUAUCGGUUAGCGAAGGAGGAGGAGGAGCGCGAGACGGGGAGGUUAGAAAAGAAGACAAAAAUAAUAAAAUAACAAUAAAAAAGGAAAUAUAUAUAUGAAUAGAUCUUGUAUAUCCUUUAGUGUUCGUUAUGAAAUAAAAGAAAUAUUUUCCAUGUUUUAACGUCAUAUAUUUGUAUGCAUUAGCGUGUUAGUGUAAGGUAUUCCAGUACCUCGAGCUUCUACCGAGCCUGCAAAACACUCUGGCCCGCAUUCUCAAGCUCUUCCGCGUCCCAACACAGCUUUCUUAGACGGCAGUGGGUGUCGGUGUCCUCACGAGUGUUGCCAAGACCCCAGUGAUAGCUUAACGAAGACUCCACAGCAUCAACAGGGAGUAGCACGCAUGAGAGAACCUGGCGAUCCCUGCUGCCAGUGAAGCUCGUUGAGAUGGGAGUUGGAAGCGCUUCAAAAUCCUGGUCUUUGAAUUAUCGGUAACAUGCAGCCCUUGCGCGCCCAUUCACCUGGCACACGUGUUGCACUGCAGAUUUUCACCUCAAGUGCAGGAUUAAGUCGUUUUUCUUGUGUUGUCGUCGGUGUGCCAGCGGUGGGUUGGGUUCCUUCCUGCCAGACGGGGUUCGUCCUCCUACAGCGACGAAUGGAUUGAUCGUGUUUUGUUUUCUCUCUCAAGUCACUGGGGACACGCAUUUUUUAGACGAGUGUUUGGCGUCUAGUGUGCCAUUUAUUGUUAUUCUUGUAGUCCUGCGCUACGUGUUCUUUGAUAGCACCGCUGUCUAGUAUCGUACAUUCCGUUUUCUGUUCUCGCAUCACACGUUACUGCGCAGCGCUGUUGCAAAUCUAAAACCUCUCGAUUUGUGGUUAUUUAUUGUCAUCAUUCCUGGAGACUUGCCGUACAUUUCCUUUUAUUGCACCGUCUAAUACAUUCCAUUGUCCUGUUCACGCAUCUCACGUUUCAGCGCCGGUUCAAACCUUCAUCCUGCGUGGUGCUUCAAAUCCCGACACUGCGUAACUAAAGAAAGGAUUCAAUAGCUUUCCUUUCGCUAUAAACACAAAUGCAUUGCGGAUGAGACUAUAAUCACACCACCGUUUUCUUUCACACACCGAUGAUUAUUUUUCACUUCCUGUGUCUCAUACACCGAAGAUUGUAUUUGUUUCUCCUACACUGAGACUCGUUUUCAUGAUUUUCCUUCCCGUUUCCUUUAUUUCAACACCGCUACCCUGUCAGCCACUACCCUCUGGUGGCCGUGGCAGGAAGCUAGCGUGGGAGACCUCUGGCGGCGGGUUUUACCAUGUCACCCUCAUUUCUGGGAAUUAAGUAUGCGUCAUCAGAGAGAGAGAGAGAGAGAGAGAGAGGGUGGGGGGGGGAGGAUACAACUACUCUUCUGCCCACGCCUCCACUAAUUUCUAAAGGCUCUAAUUUAAUUGACGGGUUUUUAAGUUUUUUUUUAUGGUUUCAGUGACAUUAAGAUUUCUACGUUGACAGGAGAAACACUUUUGAAAACAUAGCUUAUUAUUUUGUGGCCUUUGAAAGUAGUGGAGAGAGAGAGAGAGAGAGAGAGAGAGAGAGAGAGAGAGAGAGAGAGAGAGAGAUGCUGCCACAAACAAAGCGCAAAUUAUGGAGCAGCGGAGUGUUAAUGAAAAGAUUAAUUUAAACUCCCUAAAGGAUAGUGAAUUUAGCGUGAGAGGCGCCGCUAGAGGUCACUAGUGGAGUCCAAAGCUGUGAUUACUUAACAGCUCAAGGUCAGAUGGCGCUUACGUGCAAAUUAUUCGUCGUUUAUCAUAUUUCUUCCUGUUUAUACUUACACGCUAACCUGUACAUACCACCUUCUUUCCUUUUGUUCUCGUAUCUAUAGUAAACAUGAUAAUUAGGCUGUGUUUGCGUGCAUUGAAAGAGAGAGAGAGAGAGGGGGUCAUGGUACAAUCUUCUCCACGGUCUGAGAGAGAAAAACGACAACAUAAAAACAGGAGACUGGGGAAGGAGUGGAAGAGGAAAAAGAGGGAAAGCAAGGAGGGAGGAGGAGGAGGAGGAGGAGGAGGAGGGCAGGAGGUACAUACGUUUCAUCCCGUCGAUAAUACUCAUAGACUCGAGAUUCUGAAACGCUUCACUUCACUUCGACUCCUUUCAACGGACUGUAGUGGACGUUAUCGGCGUUCCCAGGGGUGUUUUAAUGAGUCUAGUGAUAGUUUAAUAAGGAUUCUGCACCACCAGUGAGAAAAAACACCCAUGGGAACACGACUAACCAGAAUUAACCACGAUUUAGCCGUCUCCGUGGCCUUUGAAAGCUGCCCUUGCCAUAUUUCUCAAACACUCCUACGCCACAACCUGACUACAUGCAAAGGCUCCAGAUGAAGUGACACGGGGACUGCUUUACGGUUCUAGUGACUGAUCAAGAUUUCUACAAUAUUCAUAGAAGCAGUCAUGAGAACCCGGCUAAUCAUCCCCGUGGCCUUUGAAUUUAGUCGUGGUGAGAGGAGUGUUUCAGAAUGCUGGGCGAGUUGAUGAGGUAGCGAAGCAUUUCAAAUCCCGAGCCGCAACGGUAUCGCCAUUUGUUGUGUGUACACGCUUGUCACUCCCCGCUGGCCACCCCCAGGACGGAGCCAGCCACUCACCCCGCGAGGCCGCCACCCUGCCCCGGCCACCCCGCCAGGACCCGCCCACCCCUCACUCACUUGUUACCGGUAGGGCGGUUUCUGGAGGGGCAAGGGCACCACCCAAGGGCACGAACCCAAGGGAACCAACCCACCCAGUACAUUAGUGAUAGCCCUUCAGGUACUGCUAAUCGGCCCCGAGAGCUUUCACAGCCAAUCAGAUCACUCCCUCGGUGCACAAGGGACCAAUCAGCGCAUCUUUAGCUGGUGAAGUCCUGGAGUCGGCGGCCGCGUCCCGCUCAUAGGAAAUGGAUAUAAAUUUUGUAAGCCAAUGUUGA
Molecule: messenger RNA, 14010 nt
Organism: Portunus trituberculatus (swimming crab)
Lineage: Eukaryota; Metazoa; Arthropoda; Malacostraca; Decapoda; Portunidae
Gene: Lrp4
Product: low-density lipoprotein receptor-related protein 4-like
Exons: 35
Coding region: 364-5955 (1863 amino acids)
Molecular function (GO): calcium ion binding; protein binding
Source: RefSeq, a predicted model, not a curated record